GCCGCCCCGCGCAGCGGCCCCUUCCCCGCAGCCGACGGCCGCCCGGCUGCGGGACGCCGGGACCAUGACCUCGGAGAACGACUACGACCACCUGGAGCUUCAGCAGUCCUACAGCCACUGGGACGCCUCUGACGAUGAGCUGGACAACGACAACAGCUCCGCGCGCCUCUUCGAGCGCUCCCGCAUCAAAGCCCUGGCAGACGAGCGGGAGGCGGUGCAGAAGAAGACCUUCACCAAGUGGGUGAACUUGCACUUGGCUUGCGUCACCUGCCGCAUCUCGGACCUCUACCUGGACCUCCGGGACGGGCGGAUGCUCAUCAAGCUGCUGGAGGUGCUGUCCAAAGAGAUGCUGCCCAAGCCCACCAAGGGCCGGAUGCGGAUCCACUGCCUGGAGAAUGUGGACAAGGCGCUGCAGUUCCUGAAGGAGAAGCAGGUGCACCUGGAGAACAUG
This is a messenger RNA of Cygnus atratus (black swan), 451 nucleotides long. It is a transcript of the gene SPTB, whose product is annotated as spectrin beta, erythrocytic. The transcript is spliced from 4 exons. The record is from RefSeq and is a predicted model, not a curated record. Gene Ontology annotation, molecular function: actin filament binding. Gene Ontology annotation, cellular component: cell projection; plasma membrane; cell junction. NCBI's taxonomy places the organism in Eukaryota, Metazoa, Chordata, Aves, Anseriformes, Anatidae. The annotation marks the transcript as partial. Gene Ontology annotation, biological process: actin cytoskeleton organization.